AAGCAGGUGGGGGGUCAGUAGAUCUCUUCAGCUGAGAAGGAAGACCUCAGACACCAGCAUGCACAGCCUUCCUCUGCUGCUACUCCUCUGGGCCGUGGGGUCUAACGGCCUCCCAGCAGCCACUUCCAGAAUGCAAGAGGAUGAUGAGAAGAUGGUCCAGAAAUACCUGGAAAGCUACUACAACCUGAGGACUGAUGGGGAACAAAUUGAAAGGAAGAGAAAGAGUGGCCCCAUGGUUGAAAAACUGAAGCAAAUGCAAGAGUUCUUUGGGCUGAAAGUGACUGGGAAGCCAGAUGCUGAAACCCUGAAUAUGAUGAAGCAGGCCAGAUGCGGGGUGCCUGACGUGGUUCGGUAUGCCCUCACUGAGGGAAACCCUCGGUGGGAGCACACACACCUGACCUAUAGGAUUGAAAAUUACACACCAGAUUUGCCGAGAGAAGAUGUGAACAAUGCCAUUCAGAAAGCCUUUCAACUCUGGAGUGCUGUCUCACCCCUGACCUUCUCCCAGGUCUCUGAGGGCCAAGCAGACAUAAUGCUGUCUUUCGUCAGGAGAAAUCAUCAUGACAACUCUGACUUUGAUGGACCCGAAGGACAACUUGCUCAUGCUUUUCAACCAGGCCCAUUGAUUGGAGGGGAUGUUCAUUUUGAUGAGGAUGAAACAUGGACCAGAGAUUUCAGAAAUUACAACUUGUAUCGUGUUGCUGCUCAUGAAUUGGGCCAUUCCCUUGGACUGUCUCAUUCUAAUGAUAUUGGGGCUUUGAUGUACCCCCACUACUUCCACAGUGGUGAUGUUCUGCUCUCUCAGGAUGACAUCAAUGGUAUCCAGACCAUAUAUGGACCCUCCACAAACCCCACCAAGCCAAAGGGCCCACAAACCCCACAAGUGUGUGAUAGUAAGCUAACAUUUGAUGCUAUAACUAUGGUUCGGGGAGAUGUGAUGUUCUUCAAAGACAGGUUCUACAUGCGUGUAAAUUCUCAUUACCCAGAACCUGAGCUCAAUUUCAUUGCUAUUUUCUGGCCAAAUCUGCCAAGUAGCCUUCAAGCCGCUUAUGAUAUUGUUGAUAAAGAUGAAGUCCGGUUUUUCAAAGGUGAUAAGUACUGGGCUGUUCAGGGGCAGGAAAUGCUUCCCGGAUACCCAAAGGACAUCUACAGGUCCUUUGGCUUCCCUAGAAGUGUGAAGAGAAUUGAUGCUGCUGUUUUUGAGGAAGAUACUGGGAAAACAUACUUCUUUGUUGCUAACAAGUACUGGAGGUAUGAUGAAGACAAGCAAUCCAUGGAUGCAGGUUAUCCCAAAUUAAUAGCAGCUAACUUUCCUGGAAUUGGCAGCAAAGUUGAUGCUGUUUUCCAGAAAGAUGGAUUUUUCUACUUCUUCCAUGGAACAAGGCAGUACAAAUUUGAUCCUAAAACAAAGAGAGUUUUGACUCUUGAGAAAUCUAAUAGCUGGUUCAACUGUGGACAAAAUUAACCAACCAUUAAUUUUGAAGAGAAAUGUUGAAUGUCAAUGUUGAACAGAAAAAUACAUUUCAAGAGCCAAAAAAAAAAUUUCCUGAAGAGCCAUAUUUUAAAAAAAUAUAAGGCUAUUAAGUAUAAUUUCAUUUAUACCUUAUUCUGCAUGCUUUAGAAUGCUAUGUUUUAUGUAGUGUUAUAAUUUAGUUUCACAAAUAAGUGCUAAGGAAGAUUAUGUUCAUGGCUUAUUGAUAUAUGUGGUCCAGUUUUGCAAAAAGAGAAGCUCUUUUUCAAGAUAUAAGACUCUGACAUCACACCUGGGGAGCAGCCCCACUGAUGAACAUCACCUCCCAAGAAAGAAAGAGACAAAGAUAUGAGUCUUCACCAGAGAAAAUGUAGUUCAAGAACAUAUGCACAGCCACUAGCUAGUAUUACCCUGAAAUUCAAGGGACAACUUUUGUUACAGAAAAUAAAAUGCUUUAUGUUUGGAAU
Molossus molossus (Pallas's mastiff bat) is the source of this 1938-nucleotide messenger RNA. RefSeq names its product matrix metallopeptidase 1 (gene MMP1). Gene Ontology annotation, molecular function: zinc ion binding; metalloendopeptidase activity. Gene Ontology annotation, biological process: extracellular matrix organization; proteolysis; collagen catabolic process. NCBI's taxonomy places the organism in Eukaryota, Metazoa, Chordata, Mammalia, Chiroptera, Molossidae. The record is from RefSeq and is a predicted model, not a curated record. Gene Ontology annotation, cellular component: extracellular matrix. Bases 59 to 1465 code for a protein of 468 amino acids. The transcript has 10 exons.